Messenger RNA from Medicago truncatula (barrel medic), 1288 nucleotides. RefSeq names its product probable xyloglucan endotransglucosylase/hydrolase protein 6. Gene Ontology annotation, molecular function: hydrolase activity, hydrolyzing O-glycosyl compounds; xyloglucan:xyloglucosyl transferase activity. Lineage: Eukaryota; Viridiplantae; Streptophyta; Magnoliopsida; Fabales; Fabaceae. The transcript is spliced from 4 exons. Gene Ontology annotation, biological process: cell wall biogenesis; xyloglucan metabolic process. The coding region runs from base 114 to 995 and encodes 293 amino acids. Gene Ontology annotation, cellular component: apoplast; cell wall. The record is from RefSeq and is a predicted model, not a curated record.
AUUUUCUUUCCAAAACUUCAUGUAUAUAUAUAGACCCUACUCUCAUUUCCAUUCCACAAUCAAAUAUUUUCUUCAUCAAACACAUUCAUAUAAUACACAAUAUUAUACAAUCCAUGGCCAUAUUUUCCCCUUUUAAACACAAUAGUGUCUUUUUUAUAUUGUUGAUGUGGAUUCUCUUAUCAUGUGUUUUUGUUUGGGGAAGACCAGCAACUUUUAAUCAAGAUUUUCAUGUCACGUGGUCAGAACCCCAUAUCAAGCAAAUUGAUCAAGGCAGAACUAUCCAACUUACCCUAGACCAAGGCUCUGGUUGCGGGUUUGCAUCAAAGGUGAAGUAUUUGUUUGGUCGUGUAAGCAUGAAGAUCAAACUUGUCCCUGGAGAUUCUGCUGGUACUGUUACUGCAUUUUAUAUGAACUCUGACACUGACAGUGUACGUGAUGAGUUGGAUUUUGAGUUCUUGGGAAACCGUACUGGACAACCUUACACAGUUCAAACAAACAUUUAUGCUCAUGGAAAGGGUGAUAGAGAACAAAGAGUUAAUCUUUGGUUUGAUCCUUCUGCUGAUUUCCACACUUACUCCAUUCUUUGGAAUCAUCACCAUAUUGUCUUCUAUGUUGAUGAAGUUCCUAUUAGAGUAUACAAGAACAAUGAAGCAAAAGGGAUACCAUACCCAAAAAUGCAAGCCAUGGGAGUAUUUUCAACAUUAUGGGAAGCUGAUAAUUGGGCAACAAGAGGUGGAUUAGAGAAAAUUAAUUGGAGUAAAGCACCUUUCUAUGCUUAUUACAAGGAUUUUGAUAUUGAAGGAUGUGCAAUUCCAGGACCAACUACAUGUUCCACUAACCCAAAAAAUUGGUGGGAAGGAGUUGAAUAUCAAGCUCUUAGUGCCAUUGAAGCUAGAAGAUAUAGGUGGGUUCGUAUGAACCAUGUGAUCUAUGAUUAUUGUCAAGAUAAAUCAAGGUACCCAAUGACCCCACAUGAGUGUCUUUCAGGCAUUUAAAUGUCCAAAACCAAACUAUACAUAUAUUUAUAAACAUUAAUUCAAUUCGUCGGCAAAAUUAGUGGUUCAUAACGUUUGUGCCACAUACUUUUAUGUGCAUAUGAUAUUCAUUUAUAAUGUGUGUAUAUAGUACUAUAUGUCCCAAUUAUUAAGCCAAAAAUUAGAAGGGGUAUAGGUAAGUUGUAUAAGUCAAAGCCUCUUCUAGCUCUGUUGGCAUUGUAUGUGAUUUUACGAAAGCCAUUAUUGUGAUCAAUUGAUGAAUAAUAAACAAUUUAUUUGUGUUUUUAGGUAAA